This is a messenger RNA of Spea bombifrons (plains spadefoot toad), 1830 nucleotides long. RefSeq names its product Spi-C transcription factor (gene SPIC). Gene Ontology annotation, molecular function: sequence-specific DNA binding; DNA-binding transcription factor activity, RNA polymerase II-specific. Gene Ontology annotation, cellular component: nucleus. Lineage: Eukaryota; Metazoa; Chordata; Amphibia; Anura; Pelobatidae. The record is from RefSeq and is a predicted model, not a curated record. Gene Ontology annotation, biological process: regulation of transcription by RNA polymerase II; cell differentiation. Bases 91 to 906 code for a protein of 271 amino acids. The transcript is spliced from 5 exons.
CUAAGCUGCAAUAUCAAAAUAACACUUAUUAGAGUAAAUAACCAGUGAUUUGAAAGAGUUAAUGUGAAGGGCUUCAAAUGUUUGUUAAUAAUGUUUAUUACCCUGAAUAACUGUAAAUACUUAUUAUUGUAUUACAGGAGACGCAGUGAGGAAAAUAGAAUUAUGUUUCAGAAUUUCCUAGAGCAAGACAUACUGGAGGAACACACAUUUGAAGAUGCUCUCGAGAUUCUACAAGCAAAUUCAACUUUUGGAGAAAACAGAAGUCACAUAGCAUUCCUUAAUAACCACACGCCAACCUCGCCAAGUGGCAGCCUCACAGUACCAUCUUUAGAAGAGCCAACAUGCAACUGGAUGGAUUUGCAAAUAAAUAUACCCAACAUGUAUGAAGAUGGCUUAUACCAAAACAUGCAGAGCAUUCAAGAAGACCAUGUAAUGAACAAGACGCAUAUAGCUAAAAUCUCCCAUAAAAAUGGAAGGGGGAAGCUCCUGCUGUUUGAAUAUCUUCAUCAAGCCCUGCGUGACCCAGACAUGAUCAGCUGCAUUCAAUGGGUAGAUGAAUCAAACGGUGUCUUCCAAUUUGUUUCCAAAAAUAAAGAGAAACUCGCUGAACUAUGGGGCAAGAAAAAAGGCAAUCGUAAAAUCAUGACAUACCAGAAAAUGGCCAGGGCAAUUAGGAAUUAUGGCAGGACAGGAGAAAUUCGGAAAGUUAGAAGGAAGUUAACAUAUCAAUUCAGUACUCUAGUUUUACAAAAACUGUCACCACCUUGCCAUUUGGAAAAUGACAUGGUACAUUACCAACAUUUGCAGUAUGAUGUAGAGUACUGGAGCAAUCAUAAUUACUCGAAUGUUAACUGUUAUGACUCAGUUUCUAACAAUGAAUAUCCAUUUUAUCAGCAGUUCAGUUAGAACAGACUUUCUCCUCUAGAGUCUUCCUAAACUGAAUACUUGUACUACACAAAAAAAUGAUGUUUGUAUUUGUAGAGCAGAGUAUUUUUUUUAAAAAAAAAAAUCCUGAGUAUUUCCGUGGAUGGAAAAAUUAUUUGUGCACCCUUUAGGUACCAAAAGAGCAAUAACCAUGAUUCAAAUACAGACUUUGAGAAGAGUAGACAUGAGACUUGGGGUUUCAGUUCUUUGAAUUUACUAAUCAUUAUGAAGGUCAAACCUCUGUGAAAAUGUGCUGUAGAUAUAGCUUGGUGAACCCUGUAUAAUCUAUACAUAGAGUUUUUAGUCCCCCCCCCCCCAAUGUUUACUAAAACAUUCAAUUGUGCAGGGGCAACUUCUUGCUAGAGGAACUUACCAGUGUUGGUUCUUCAUAAUAAAUAAUAAAGAGAGAGAGUUGAAACCUCAACUCUUCUUUUAGUGAAUAAAGCUCUAGAAGUAAAUAAAACAAUAUUUUUAUCUUUUUAAAUAUUAUACUCUAUGUGACAAAAAUGUAUGUCAGAAUUAUUGAUAAUUAUGCCAACAUAGCUUUGUAUUACAUAAAAUAGAGCAAUCUACCCCAGAUUUUGCAGCAGAGAAGCACAGACUCUCCCCACCAUCCUGUUGGCUUAGGCCAGAAUAGGCUGUUGCAUUUAUCAGUAAUGUAAUUUCAACUCAUCGAUUCAUUAAAUUUUGCAUUUGAAUGUUUUUUUCUGUUAAAAUAGGAAUUGGCUCUUCCUGUAUCAAAAUUUGUGGCUUUCUGUAAACCUGCCAUUUUAUUAAAUAAUGUAAAUAAACUUUGUUUUAUCAGUCCUUCUCAUAACCAUGUCACUGCCUUUUUUAAUUUUACAGUGGUUAAAUUAUAUUUUAAUAUUCAAUGUUAUAUAUUAAUGUAUUAUUUCAUAUUGGUUA